AAUAGUUUGGCGCAGCGGCCGCUGUUUUAGUUGGUAUCAUUGUGGUGCAGUUGCCGCCCUGUUUCCAAUGGAAGGCCAGCUGAAUGUGGAUGACCUCGAGUCUCAGCAGUAUGCGAAGCUGCUCGCAUUGGCCCGUGAGCUGGGCUACACCUGCAAAGGCAACCCGAAAAAGGCCAAAGUGGUCAAGUUCAUACGGCAGUCCGUUGCCUGCGGUCUCGUCAAAGGGAAAGAAAACAGCUCUGUGACAUUUGCCCCCGACACAACCGCGGCAGAGUCGAGCCCCGAAUUUGUGCAGCCCGUGGAUGUGGCGCCGCCAAAGCGUGCCGUAGCUGCCAACAGGACCCCCGGGCCAAAGUCUGCGUCUAAAGUGAAGAAGACUCCAAACUUUUCCAAGCUUCACGCUGCCGAAUUCGACAAGAUGAAGUCCGUGGUGCACUGUGCUGCCCGCCGCAACAUCCUCGCGAGCUCUGCUGGUCGAACACCCCAGUCGGCUGCCCGUCUCAACAAUAUCCCUCACCCCGACACAUCGCAGACACCCAAGGCUGCUUCGCGCAUUCCCAGGCUGAUCGUGAAUAAGGCGAAGACUGUGCCGCUGCGGGAGCCAGUUCGGGCACGCAUUUCUCCGAGCCAGCGCACGGCUACUCGGCAGCGCCAAGUGCGCACCAUCCUGGGCAAGGUGCGCUCAAACAGAAGGUUCGAUUUGCUCAUGGCAAAAAGGGGCUUUGUGUGUGACUGAGCCAAUAUCGCAAUUUCAGCUGCUAGCUUGCCAUCUUUGCCAUUUUUUUUUUUUUCAAACAUACUUGGCAAGCAGACUCGUAGCACAUAGGCUGAAGCAGUGCAUAUGUUUUAUUCAUACUGCCGGCUCAUAGGCAGUGGGAGAUUUUUUUUUUACAUCAUCCGGCAUUUUAAUUAUUGACUCACUUAAUCAGUAAGUAUUUUAAUGGUUUGCUUUAUCUUUAAGCUCAUACUGUACGCUAUGGCUUUCACAUUCAGCUACAAGAGAUCUCCUCAUUGGCCACUGUUCAUACAAUAUGAGGGGUUGACAUAAAUAUGUUCUACAUAUUUUGUUUGUGUCCAAUGUUUUUGCUAUCAUCUUUUUACUCGUAUUCAUUUUUAGAGAAAGACAAACAUGCUUGUAUUUUGCUUUACACGCAGUGCUAUUUUAAUGCUUUGCUUUAUCUUUAAGCUCAUACUGUACGCUAUGGCUUUCACAUUCAGCUACAAGAGAUCUCCUCAUUGGCCACUGUUCAUACAAUAUGAGGGGUUGACAUAAAUAUGUUCUACAUAUUUUGUUUGUGUCCAAUGUUUUUGCUAUCAUCUUUUUAAUUGUCUUCAUUUUUAGAGAAAGACAAACAUGCUUGUAUUUUGCUUUACACGCAGUGCUAUUUUAAUGGUUUGCUUUAUCUUUAAGCUCAUACUGUACGCUUCGGCUUUCACAUUCAGCUACAAGCAGAAGUGCCAAUUGCUUUUAGUUUUUCAUUUUUCAUCAUAACAUUAACAAUCCAAUUUUCUUUAUUCUUUGUAGAUUCGCAAUUUUGAAUUCAGUUCCAUUGAAUGCUUAAAUGCUUUCGCUGAAGUUGUACAUAAUUAAACUUUCCUUUGAUCACUGUG
This is a messenger RNA of Rhipicephalus microplus (southern cattle tick), 1611 nucleotides long. It is a transcript of the gene Mink, whose product is annotated as Mitotic spindle and nuclear protein. The record is from RefSeq and is a predicted model, not a curated record. NCBI's taxonomy places the organism in Eukaryota, Metazoa, Arthropoda, Arachnida, Ixodida, Ixodidae.